Molecule: messenger RNA, 1585 nt
Organism: Daphnia pulicaria
Lineage: Eukaryota; Metazoa; Arthropoda; Branchiopoda; Diplostraca; Daphniidae
Product: STE20-related kinase adapter protein alpha-like
Exons: 4
Coding region: 203-1432 (409 amino acids)
Biological process (GO): protein phosphorylation
Molecular function (GO): ATP binding; protein serine/threonine kinase activator activity; protein kinase activity
Source: RefSeq, a predicted model, not a curated record
UUCAACCUUGAUAAAAAAAGAGGUAUGGCAGACGUUUUCCUGUAGGCUAUCGGGAGGAAGGGAGAGGAUCGUUUUAAAAAAGUUGUAAUAUUAUUUGAUUAAACCCCUAUUUCCGUCGUUAAACAUAAAUGAUUUAAGUUGAUUGUUAUUAACUGACAGUCCUGGAUGUUGGUGCUGGACCACUUAUUAUCAACGGCAUGAAAUGGCCACCUCUGAUCAACCUGAUGGAUGGAACCAAGAGGUUGAAGUAGUAAAGAAUGAUUCCUCAAAUGGAUUAGGUCGUCAUGAUUCUUACAAUAUUCUAAAAUCAUUUGGCCAGUGUUUUGAUUCUGGAGUUGUCUUGUUGGCUACUAAGAAAAGUUCAUAUCAAUCAGAUCAAUCAUUUUUGGCAGUGAGGAAGUAUAAUCUGGAAGACUGUCGCAAAGAAAUUUGUCGCUUUCUUAAGGAAAUUUGGCUGAUGAGAAACUUAAGUCAUGAAAACCUGCUGACAUGUAUUGAUAGUUAUGUUAUUGGACACAGCUUGUGUAUUGUCACCCCACUUGUUGAUUAUGGGUCAGCUUUGGAUCUCAUCCAGACACAUUUUAGCAAUGGAUUUCCAGAAGUUGUUAUUGCAGGGAUUUUACGUGACGUUCUUCAUGCUCUGGUCUACUUACAUUCAAAAGGCUACAUCCAUAGAAGUGUCAAGGCCAGUCAUAUUUUGAUAUCAUCAAAGGGACAAGUCAUGUUGACAGGUUUAAGGGAUGCUUAUUGCAUAGUCGAAAAAGGGCGUUGGCAAACGGCCGUCUUUGACUACCCCAUCGAUGCUGAACAGAACUUUUGCUGGUUGAGUCCUGAAGUACUACAACAGAACUUACGUGGCUACUGUGAAAAGUCCGACAUCUACAGCCUUGGUAUAACGGCCUGCGAGUUAGCAAACGGUGUUGCUCCCUUUGUUGAUUUACCUUCAACUCAAUUACUUAUCAAUAAGCUCAAUGGCCCCCCUCCUCAGAUCUGGGAUUGCACCACAGUUCCUCCUCCCGAACACCGAAUUAUUCUACCUAAUCAGCCUGCAGAUUCUGGUGUUUUCGAUGGAGUCACGGCUUGCAGCAACAUUGACGCAAGACUGGAAGCUGCAUACCAACGAACUUUUUCUCGAUCAUUUCACCGCUUCACAAUGCUAUGUGUACAACUAGAUCCUGGACUUAGACCAGGUUCUACGCAGUUAUUGAAGCAUCCCUUCAUUCAGUCCAUCCGAAAAGGUUCAGUAGCCAACUGGCUGGAGUAUCUGACCUUAAUCUCCAUCCCCACAAUACAGAACUUGUCAAAAAGUCCUACAAUAGAAAACGAACCAACAUUCAACAGUGCCCAACUGGAAUCUGCAACGUUUACCCACGACGACAAAGAAGAUCAGCGUUUAUCCCGAGAUUCAAUUGCAUGGGAUUUCUAUGAUUGAAAUAAUUUACAGCUAAAAAUUUGUUUGUGUGUUACCUUGUUUUUCUUGUUUUUUUGAGAUUUGUCGCAUAAGAGGAACUGAGAAAUCAACACCAGAACAGUAACACUUCCUUGUCAAAUAACGCGCAUAUUACACAUGUCAUAGCGAACACAA